Molecule: messenger RNA, 651 nt
Organism: Pochonia chlamydosporia 170
Lineage: Eukaryota; Fungi; Ascomycota; Sordariomycetes; Hypocreales; Clavicipitaceae
Product: small GTPase rho3
Exons: 5
Coding region: 1-651 (216 amino acids)
Biological process (GO): small GTPase-mediated signal transduction
Molecular function (GO): GTPase activity; GTP binding
Source: RefSeq, a predicted model, not a curated record
AUGCCUCUCUGCGGUGGAUCUAAGACGGUCCAGCGCAAGCUGGUGCUGCUAGGAGAUGGUGCAUGCGGUAAAACAUCACUGCUAAACGUCUUUACGAGAGGUUACUUCCCAACGGUAUACGAACCUACCGUCUUCGAAAACUACGUCCACGACAUCUUUGUAGAUAACGUGCACAUUGAGCUCUCGCUGUGGGAUACGGCCGGUCAAGAAGAAUUCGAUCGAUUACGUUCACUAUCUUAUGAUGACACCGAUCUUAUUAUGCUCUGCUACUCCGUCGACAGCAAAGACUCGUUGGAAAACGUCGAAUCAAAAUGGGUUGGGGAAAUUGCCGACAACUGCCCCGGCGUCAAGCUGGUCCUGGUUGCGCUAAAGUGCGAUCUCCGCGAAGGCGGUGCUGAAGAUGACGAAGGCGAAGAAGCCUCCGCGGCUACGCCUGCAGCUUCAGAGGGAGAUGCCAACCCGGAACGUCCCAAGGGGCCUUUAAUCGAAUACGACAAGGGGCUGGAGGUGGCCAAGCGAAUAGGAGCCUCACGGUACCUCGAGUGUUCAGCCAUGAAGAACCGCGGUGUCAACGAAGCCUUUACGGAGGCGGCCCGUGUUGCUCUGAGUGUCAAGAAGGAAAGAGAAGAGAACAAGUGCACCAUAAUGUGA